Pseudoliparis swirei is the source of this 788-nucleotide messenger RNA. Its product is annotated as serine/threonine-protein kinase Nek3-like. The coding region runs from base 148 to 582 and encodes 144 amino acids. Gene Ontology annotation, molecular function: protein kinase activity; ATP binding. Gene Ontology annotation, biological process: protein phosphorylation. NCBI's taxonomy places the organism in Eukaryota, Metazoa, Chordata, Actinopteri, Perciformes, Liparidae. The transcript has 6 exons. The record is from RefSeq and is a predicted model, not a curated record.
CUGUUCUACUUGUUCUACUGUCACUGUCUUGUUCUCUCUCUCUCUUUCUCCUGCACUCACCGCGGCUCGGCCUUGGUCUUACGCCUCAGGAGGGGAGUCACUGGUCUGUGUUUUAAAGAAGCGCGCAGCAGGGCCACGUUAGGACCAAUGAGAGCGGAGACAUUGAGCUCGAUGGAGAGAUACUCAGUCCAGAAGGUCAUCGGUGAGGGCUCUUUCGGUCGGGCCUUGUUCGUCUGGUGUAAAAGCAGUCAGGAGAAGUAUGUGGUCAAGGAAGUCCAGCUGCCAAAGCGUCACUCUGAAUUGGAGAAUUCGAGGAGAGAAGCCAUCCUGCUGUCCAGAAUGAAACAUCCCAACAUAGUGGCCUUUAGGGAGGCAUUCGAAGCUGAUGACUCCCUGUGUAUUGUGAUGGAGUACUGCAGUGGAGGAGACCUGCUCCAGAGGAUUCAGCAACAGAAAGCUGAGCAGUUCUGUGUCGAUGACAUCUUGAGGUGGUUUGCUGAAAUGUGUGCUGCCGCGCUGCAUAUCCACGACAGAAGGGUUUUGCACAGAGAUCUGAAGUCCAAGUUGCUACAAUACCACUGAAUGCACUGCAAAAAGAAGUGAGGACUCAUUGACUGGAUGAAGGAAAUCAGCCAAAGCUCCACGUGUUCCUAAGUUGAUUACCUCUGCACCUCGUGAACUGCAGCUUCUCACACAGUCGGCCUCUCUUCCUUCUUCCGUCUCAUCAGCUGUUUGACAUGUUGAUUUAAAAACAAUCGUGACUUUAGAUAAAUCUGGAAAGCUGCAAA